Pterocles gutturalis (yellow-throated sandgrouse) is the source of this 453-nucleotide messenger RNA. Its product is annotated as ras-like protein family member 11A. The transcript has a single exon. The annotation marks the transcript as partial. Gene Ontology annotation, molecular function: GTPase activity; GTP binding. The record is from RefSeq and is a predicted model, not a curated record. Lineage: Eukaryota; Metazoa; Chordata; Aves; Pterocliformes; Pteroclidae.
GUGCAGGAGGACUGUGUGCAGGUGCUGGACUCCCUGUCCAGGUGUGUGAAGUGGGCAGAGGGCUUCCUCCUGGUCUACUCCAUCACAGACUACAGCAGCUACCAGUCAGUCCAGCCUCUCUAUCAGCAGAUACGCAAGGUCCACCCCGAUGCCAGGACUCCCAUCAUUAUCGUGGGGAACAAAGCAGACCUCCUCCAUGCCAGGCAAGUACCGACGAAAGAGGGACUACAGCUGGCAAGUGAACUGGGCAGCCUGUUCUUGGAAAUCUCCACGAGUGAUGACUCCCAAGGCGUCUGGGAUGUUUUCCAGUAUCUUUGCAAGGAGGUCAGCAAACUCCAGCACGCCGGGAGCACGGACAGGAGGCGGUCAUCCAUCAUCCCUCGGCCCAAAUCUCCCAACAUGCAAGAUCUAAAGAGACGUUUCAAACAGGCUUUAUCAUCCAAAGUCAAAUAA